AUGUCACAAAGUACAUUAAGAAGAGCCAUUGGAGCAGUGAAGGAUCAAACAAGCAUAGGGCUAGCAAAAGUUGGAAGCAGCUCCUCACUAGGUGACCUUGAAGUUGCCAUUGUAAAAGCAACAAAACACUCGGAAAAUCCAGCGGACGAGAAACACAUUAGGGAAAUCCUAAGCCUAACGUGUUACUCGCGCGCGUUUAUAAGUGCUUGUGUCAAAACUCUUGCUAAGCGUUUGAGUAAAACGAGUAGCUGGACGGUUUCUUUGAAAACACUUAUUUUGAUUCAAAGGUUGAUAUCUGAAGGUGAUCCAGCUUAUGAACAAGAGAUAUUCUUCUCAACUCGACGUGGGACUCGACUUCUAAACAUGUCUGAUUUUAGGGACAAGUCUAAGUCUAAUUCGUGGGAUUACUGUUCGUUUGUUCGCACGUAUGCGUUGUAUCUAGACGAAAGGCUUGAGUAUACAAUGCAACAUAAGCGCGGAAGAAGUGGUAGGUUUUCGUAUGAAGAAGACGAGGAAGAACAAUCAGAGGAAAAAGUACGAAAUAGAGAAAGAGAUAAAGAUGGAGAAAUUGUUGCGAAAUCAAUACCAUUGUUUGAAAUGAAGACUGAACAACUCUUUUCCAAAAUGCAGCAUUUGCAAUUGUUGCUUGAGCGCUUUAUGGCUUGUCGUCCAACAGGUAGAGCAAGGAGUCAUAGAAUUGUGAUAGUGGCACUCUACCCUAUUAUGAAGGAAAGUUUUCAAAUAUAUCAUGACAUGACAAAAAUACUAGGUGUCUUCAUUGAUCGUUUCACUGAGAUGGAAAUACAAGAAUGUUAUAAGGUGUAUGAGAUUUUCUGUCGCAUCGGAAAACAAUAUGAUGAACUCGACUUAUUUUAUACCUGGUCUAAAAGUAUUGGAGUCGGGCGCUCUUCUGAGUAUCCAAAUAUUGAAAAAGUCACAACAAAGAAAUUAGAACUGGUUGAUCAGUUCAUCAGAGACAAAUCAUCACGAAAAGAAAAAAUCAUUAUAGAAGAAAAACCGAUAGAAAAAGAAGAAGAAAAAGAAGUAGAAGAGGAUAUGAAUGAAAUCAAAGCACUUCCGCCACCGGAAGGAUUCAAUGAAGAACCAAUAGAGGAAGUUGUGGAGGAAGAGAAAGAACAAGAACAAGAGAUAAAGGAAGAGAAAAUAGUUCAAACAGAAGGUGAUUUGUUAGGUUUAGGUGAUGAUAUGAUGUCAAAACAAAAUUAUAAUGAAAACAAACUUGCAUUAGCAUUAUUUGAUGGUGAAUUAUCAACAACAACACAAGCUCUUCCAUGGCAUGCUUUUGAUGAUGAAUCUGAUUGGGAAACUUCACUAGUUCAAUCAGGUAGUAACUUGCCAAAUCAGAAACCAUCGUUAGGUGGUGGAUUUGACACAUUGUUAUUGGAUAGCAUGUAUGAACAAAAUGUAGCAACAAAGCAAGGAAUGAAUGGUUAUGGAAGUGCUAGUAGUGUUGCAAGAGUUUCGGCGGUGCCUAUGUUAGCAUUACCAGCGCCGCAAACAUCGAGUAAUGAUUAUCAAGAUCCAUUUGCAGCGUCAAUGGCUGUGGCACCACCAGCUUAUGUGCAAAUGUCAGAAAUUGAGAAAAGACAAAGGUUGUUACUUGAUGAACAAGCAAUGUGGCAGCAAUAUGCAAAAAGUGGAAUGCAAGGAAAUGUUGGAUUUCCAACACAACAACAACAACCUAAUAAUUUCUACAUGGGAGGGUAUCAACAAAAUUAUUAUGGGAAUUAUUAUCAUUAA
Molecule: messenger RNA, 1761 nt
Organism: Lathyrus sativus (Indian pea)
Lineage: Eukaryota; Viridiplantae; Streptophyta; Magnoliopsida; Fabales; Fabaceae
Source: the annotation of a GenBank genome assembly